Messenger RNA from Pseudopodoces humilis (Tibetan ground-tit), 1554 nucleotides. It is a transcript of the gene BFSP2, whose product is annotated as beaded filament structural protein 2. Gene Ontology annotation, biological process: intermediate filament organization. Gene Ontology annotation, cellular component: intermediate filament; cytoskeleton. NCBI's taxonomy places the organism in Eukaryota, Metazoa, Chordata, Aves, Passeriformes, Paridae. Gene Ontology annotation, molecular function: structural molecule activity. The record is from RefSeq and is a predicted model, not a curated record.
CGAGCCCCGACCUGCUGGGCUCGGCACAUCCCUCCCGCCAGUGCCGGGCGAGGCGGCCGGGCUGAGCGGCGGUGCUCGGCAGGCUGGAGCGACAACAUGCCCUUGCCGAGGCGCCGGUCGUCCUUCCUGGGGCAGCAGCCCUCUACCUCCACGGCGGAGAGCUCGGGGCCGCCCGGCCGCCGGGUGAGCGUCGGAGGUGGAGGGAGCCUGUCGAGACCCCCCGGCGUCUACGUGGGCACCGUCCCCACGGGCGGCGUGAGCAGCCUGGGCACCCGAGUGUCCCGUAGAGCCCUGGGCAUCAGCAGCGUCUUCCUCCAGGGUCUCCGCAGCUCCGCCGCCGCCGUGCCCCUGGCCCCGGGGCUGGACAAGGGCAGGGGUCUCUCCUACGAAAGCCUGAAUGGCUGCUUGGUGGAGUACAUCGAGAAGGUGCGAGCUCUCGAGCAGGUCAACCAGGAGCUGGAGGAGCACAUCAGAGUCUACCUGGACAAGAAGGCGGCCAGCGUGGGCAGCUGGGGAGCGCUGCGGGAGAACUGGGAGGCGAUUUACCACCAGGUGGGUGAAGCAGUCCUUGAAAAUGCUCGUCUUAUGCUGCACACCGAAAACAUUCAAGCCUGUGCUGAAGAUUUUAAAGACAGGUAUGAAAAUGAGCAGCCAUUUAGAAAGGCAGUGGAAGAUGAAAUUAAUUCCCUAUAUAAAGUGAUUGAUGAUGCUAAUUUAACUAAAAUGGAUCUGGAGAGUCAGAUAGAAAGCAUGAAGGAAGAGCUAACUUUGCUGUCAAAGAAUCAUGAAGAAGAUGUGAAGGUAUUAUACAAGCAGCUUGCUGGAUCUCAGCUGGAAGAACUUGAUGUUCCCCUGGGAAGUGGCCUGGAUGACAUUCUGGAAAAAAUCAGAAUCCACUGGGAGAGAGACAUUGAAAAGAAUCGUGCUGAGACAGGUGCCCUGCUCCGUACCAAGCAACAGGCUGAGACGAUGGCUGCCGUGCGAACCCAGGAGGAAGAGCUUGUGGAGGGCCUCAGAACCGAGUUCCACGAAACUGCCUGCAAAAUACAGAGCUUGCAAGCAGAAACCGAAUCUUUGAGAACCUUGAAGAGGGGUCUGGAGAACUCUUUAUAUGAUGCCAAGCACUGGCAUGACAUCGAACUGCAGAACCUGGGCUCUGUCAUUUCCAAGCUGGAGGCAGAGAUGGGAGAAAUCAAAGUAGAAACUGAGCAGCAGCAGAGGGAUCGUGAAAAUCUGCUGACUAGCAAACAACAGCUGGAGAAAGACAUUGCUGCAUAUCACUGCCUCCUGGAUGGAGAGCAAAGCAGCUGAUUAUGAAACUCCCAGCCCACAGAAGACCAUUGCCAUUAAAGUAAAAGAUGUCACUGCCAAUUAUGUUCGUGGAAGCUAAAAACCCAUCCAAGCAGCCUGCUUUAUUCAGUUUGAUUCAACCAUCAAAGUAGGUUGUAGCUUGAACAACUUUAUUAGACCCUCUUCAUGUAAUUGCUUUGCUUACAGACUUCAAUUUACUCAAGUUGUUAAAAUUAUAAUAAAAAUGAAGAAUAUCAGGCUUUU